This is a messenger RNA of Danio rerio (zebrafish), 1840 nucleotides long. NCBI's taxonomy places the organism in Eukaryota, Metazoa, Chordata, Actinopteri, Cypriniformes, Danionidae. The record is from RefSeq and is a predicted model, not a curated record.
AAUAGUUGGUGGUUCAUUCCGCUGUGGCGACUCCUGAUUUAUAAAGGGACUAAGCCCAAAAAAAUGAGUGUGCUGAUCUGACUGUAUAUCAGUUCAAUCAAAUACACUGCAAAUAUACAGGUGAACGUAGAGAAAUGUGUAAGUGCAGCCAAAAUAAUGCACAAAAUUUCUGUGUAUUUUAACAUCUGAAUCUAGCUUUAAUACAUCAGGAUUCCUCUAUAUUUAAGUACUAUUUAAUAACAUCAAAAAUCAGACGUCCUAUAUUGAUGUCUGCAUGAAAUUGCAUUUAUAAAAGUGAUUAUAAAGCUAUCGAAAGCAUAAAACACAAGCAAAGUGUUUGAUGCUACACAUUUUUUAUAAAAUAAAAUAAGAUAUAAUCUAAAAAAUAUUAAUUAUUAUAAAAUAAUUUAAAAAUGAAGUUUCAAAAUAUGAGUGAAAUAAAGUUCAAUCUACUCAUGUAUGCAGAAGAAACCCGGUGUAUUCUGAGCUGUACUUAUUAAAACAUAUCAAAUAAUUAUUCAUAUUAAAUGUGAUUCUGUUCAAUUCCUGCUGUCAAAUGUGUUAAAUGUGUUGUUUUAAAUGAUAGUGGUGAAGAAUAAAGAUUUCAGAUGAUGAUUGGUGAGUAUUUUGGAUGUCAGAAAAUGAUCCUAGUGUCAGAUAAGAUUUUAGAUUUUAGUCUAAAUGAAAUUGUCUUUACACCUCAGCUAUUGAUCUCAUAUGCAGACGGAGCUACAGGUGAGUGUGUGUGUGUUAUUUUAAAUUGCAUUAUGUACAUCUAUUUCAAUGUGAUUGAAUUCAGUUUUUUACAGCUCCAUUCAGAUUAUUCCAGAUUAAAUGGUGUAUUUAUUUGUUUUUAAGCUAGUGAAUGAUGCUCACCAUUUGAUUAAUUUUAGAAAUUAUAUCUAGUUCAAAAUUAGAAAAGUGGUCUGUAUUUGUUUGUAGUCUUAAUGGAUGUAUUCUUGUGUUGUUUCUGCAGGAGGCGCUGCUGAGCUCUGCUACUGACAUUUACCAGGAAAACUGGAGAGAGAGAGAGAGAAAGAGAAAGAGGGAUGUUGUGACAGAGGAAAUGAUGUCGUCACGAGUGCUGCAGUACCUGUGUGUGUAUAUCAUCAUAACGGAUUAUUCAGAAGAAGAAGAAGAAUCCAGAAGACGAGAUCGAGUAGAGUUCAGCAGCUCCACACACAGCCAUGUCGGUGUCUGACAACAUCUUCUCUGUGCACGAGGCGUCUUCAGACUCCAGCGCUCAGACUCCGAUGGACUCGGCCCUGUAUACUCAGACCAUCAGCUUUACUAAGAGUCCCGAGGUGAUGAUGGGUUAUUUACCGUACUCCUCCUGUCUGAACAACCCAAACACCAACACUGAGCGCUCAGUGCAGCAGAGUUCUGCACAUACACAGGAUUUUGCUCAGUUUCUGGAGCCACCGCCAGCGUCUGCGCUCCGCCUGUGCGCACAGAAGCGAGGUGUGAGUAAAGACAGUGCUGAGUACCGGCAGAGGAGAGAGAGAAACAACAUCGCCGUCAGGAAGAGUCGAGAUAAAGCGCGGCGCCGCAUCCAGAUGACCCAGCAGAGGGCGCUGCAGCUGCAGGACGAGAAUCAACGGCUGCAGGUGCACAUCCAGCGCCUGCUGCACGAGGUGGAGGCGCUCAGGCAUUACCUGUCCCAGCGUCACCUGCAGGACACAUCUGAGGAGCACUGAUGAGAAUACACCUGGAGAACACAAACCUGAGGAACACACACCUGAAGAAAACACCUGAGAAACACACCUGGAGAACACAAACCUGAGGAACACACACCUGAAGAAAACACCUGAGAAACACACCUGAGGAACACUGCUGCGAA